AUGACGAAUGGUAGUGAUGGCCUAGGUUACAAAUGGCGUUCCUCGAAAAUUUUCAUCAUCUCCACUGUGACAGUCGGUCUCUUUUGUGAGGCCUUUCUGUAUGCGUUCAUCGUACCAAUCCUGGCUUACAUGGUCGAGACCCGCCUCAAACAAGAUCCGUCUCGUAUACAGGGUCUCACCGCGGAGCUUUUGUCUCUCCAUGGGUUUGUUGCUAUGAUAUCCGCUCCAGUCAUUGCCCAUCUUGCAGACAAAGUACCGAACAGAAAAGUUCCAUUAUUAAUGGCGAUUUCCGUGAGCCUCGUGGGAACACUUCUGGUUGCCUGGUGCCCAUCUGUUUACGUACUUUUUGCGGGACGGGUAAUUCAGGGCAUCUCCGGAUCGGCAACAUGGAUUAUCGGAUUCACAACGUUGGCCGACAACAUCGACAGGCAAAAGUUUGGGAGCGUCAUGGGGACAGUCACAUCAUUUAUCCAGGCCGGUAUUACUACUGGGCCGGCCAUAUCUGGGGCACUACUUGAGCUGAGUGGCUAUUGGCAAGCAUGGUCCGUUCCUCUUACGUUGCUCAGCCUGGACUUCGGUGCCCGUCUGCUUAUGAUCGAUUGCAAUGAGAUAGACACUUCUGACUCGACUGAACGAUUGCUACCGUCAAAGAAAGAUGAUACUCUCACUCCGGAUUCUCAUUCCUCCAACUCCAAAACACAGACAGCAGAGUCCGAGCCCACAGUCGAGUACAAAGCAUCUCGUAACUUUUAUUCCACCAUCUUAACUGACCCCCGAACUUUGACUGGGCUUCUCAACACAUUGGUGUUCUCUCUUAUUCUUUCUGCCUUUGACACCACUUUACCAACUCAACUCCGCACUGCCUUUGGAUGGGGUAGCUUACGCGUAGGGUCCGCACUCCUCGCCUUGCAAAUUCCUCCACUCUUCUUGAACCCCAUCGCGGGGUGGAUGCGUGACCGAUUCGACUUGCGACAUCUCACAUUUGCUGGAUGGUGUCUCCUUGGUAUUUUGUUGUGGCUGCUUGGGGUCGUGGCAUCAGACCACUCUCUAUCUGUCAGCCCUAGAACAGAUACAUUACCGAUUUUAUUCGCCACCAUUUUGGGUAUCGGCGUUGCUUCCAGUUUUGUGCGUGGGGCAGAUGCACUUCAGUUGGUUGUUGUGACUGAGCAAAUGCAGGCCGAGAAUCCCAAUGCUUUUGGACCCCAUGGUUCCCAAUCCAGGCAUCUCUUUCUAUUGUUCUUGGUGUUCUAUCUCUAUUCUAUCUCGUCCCAAAACAAACAGAUACCGCUGAUUCCCCGCGAGUUUGAGCAAAAGAUGGAUAUAUUUUGGAUUAAUCAUUAA
This is a messenger RNA of Penicillium griseofulvum, 1341 nucleotides long. Its product is annotated as Major facilitator superfamily domain, general substrate transporter. NCBI's taxonomy places the organism in Eukaryota, Fungi, Ascomycota, Eurotiomycetes, Eurotiales, Aspergillaceae. The coding region runs from base 1 to 1341 and encodes 446 amino acids. The transcript has 5 exons. The record is from RefSeq and is a predicted model, not a curated record. Gene Ontology annotation, biological process: transmembrane transport. Gene Ontology annotation, molecular function: transmembrane transporter activity.